Molecule: messenger RNA, 1119 nt
Organism: Anopheles moucheti
Lineage: Eukaryota; Metazoa; Arthropoda; Insecta; Diptera; Culicidae
Product: interferon-related developmental regulator 2-like
Exons: 1
Coding region: 1-1119 (372 amino acids)
Source: RefSeq, a predicted model, not a curated record
AUGGCGUCCGAUGAGCUGGAUCUCGUGGAAAAAUUGCUGCAAGCGUUCGAGGAUGUGUCCUGUAAGCGACAACAAACGCGCAUCAAAGCAUACGACACCAUGCGUGAGAUAUGGAUGCAUUACUACAUCCCUAAUUCGCUGGUAAACCGUAAGAUGGCGCUGAUGGCAUCUGUAGAAAGAUCUCUCAAAAAGGGACAGGAGAAAGAACUAAUUUGGGCUGCUAAUGUCAUCCCGCUGUUGGUGGUCCAGAGUGAAUCAAUAGACGACGUUACUGAAAUCGUGAAUCUAGUGAAACCGCUGUUGAUGUCCAUAGUGAAGGAUUGUAGCGUGGUCAUUUCCAACGCACGAGUACAAUGCUGCACUGUGCUGGGUCUGUUGUUCUUCUUUGCUGAAGAUGACCCGGUAGAAAUUGUGACACUCAUGAAGAUGCUUCAAGAGGUACUUCAAAACCGUAACAUUGAACAUGAUGAAGAUGGUGAUCUUUACGCGAAGGUGAUGAAUUCUUGGUCUUUACUACUGACACUCUUAACGCCCGAAAGCAUCGUUAAGCAGAUAAGCGAUGGUGUUCUGCUAUCUGCCAGCUAUCUCGUUGAAAUGCUUGGAAGUACUCGCCUGUCAGUGCGUACCGUAACCGGUAAGACACUUGCUUUGGUGUACGAAUUGAGCGUUCAACACGACGCAAACUUUCUCCAUGAUGAACUCCCGGAUCUGAUAGAGACUAUUCAAAGCCUUGCGAAGGACGCAUAUCGAUUCCAGGCGAAGGAGGACCGCAAACUGCAACGUUCAAUCUUCCGGGACGUGCUGCACUACCUGCAGAAAGAUGUAACGCCUGAACUUCGUAUCAAAUUUGCAGAUGAAACACUGCUGCUGGACAGUUGGGCUAUUAACCAUCAGUAUACUUGCUUGCGGAAUAUGUUCGGUUCGGGGAUGAACGUACAUCUCAAAGAAAAUUUGAUAGUUCGUAAUAUGUUGAAUCUUGGACAUAGGAUGGGCAGCACGCCGAAGUACCUAGGAAAGAUUGCGAAGAUGGAACAAUGGCUCAGUAAUACAGUUGCCACGAAGAAUCGCUCAAUAGCACGUGGUAAGGAACGUGACAAGCGGUACGAAACUUUGGACUAA